AUGGCCACCUGCUGCAAGGUCUGGCGCACGGAGGACGACACACCGAGCCUAAGAGAGGCCAGCUCUCACACAUCAGCGGCUGGUGGUUUGGAGAACAUGGGGGCUGAGCUGUUGGAAAGCCUGGCCUGUCCCCUCCCCCACGCUGGUUUGGCCCCGCCUGGUGAGAGGGGCCUUUGUUCAUCAUCUUCCUCCCGCCGCCACCUCCUCCUCACCUCUUUGCUUGAACACUUAGCCCCCAGCUGUAAUUCUCGCGUGAGGCGGGAAGCACACUCUGGUCCAUCUCUGGUGGCUUUAGGAGGAAGGCCGGGACCCUGGCACAGUGACUCAAGCCCUGCAGAAGUCAGGGACAGCGGGAGCAAGGCUGGCCCGGAGCCCUCCUCAGGGUGGAGGAGGAGCCUGCAGCCAGUCCUGAGGGUGAGACGCUUCUGCAGGGAGCACGCACAGCUGCUUCGAUGGAUCUGCACAGGCCUGCUAUGUACUGCAUUUGCUGCCUUCCUGCUGAUGGCCUGCCUCCUGGAUUUCCAGAGGGCCCUCACCUGUGUGGUGAGGGUCCUCACCCGUGUGGACCUCGUCUUCCUGGCCCACAGCCUGCUGAAGAGGCUGCUGGGGCCAAAGCUGCUGAGGUGUGUCAAGCCUCUGGGGCAUCCCAGCCCGAACCUCUGGUUUAAGAGGGAGCCCUUUCUAGCCCUUGCUGCUUUCCUGGCCCUGAUCCUAUGGCUGGUUCUGGACACCUCUCAGCGGCCUGAGCAACUGGUGUCCUUCGGAGGAAUCUGCAUGUUCAUCAGCCUCCUCUUUGCCUUCUCAAAGCAUCACCGCGCAGUAUCCUGGCGGGCUGUGUCCUGGGGUCUUGUACUACAGUUUACACUUGGACUCUUCGUCAUCAGAACAGAACCAGGAUUUAUUGCAUUUCAGUGGCUGGGCGACCAGAUCCAGAUCUUCCUGAGAUACAGGUCCAGCUUCUUGUCUGGGGAGGCUCUGGUCAAGGAUGCCUUUGCAUUUCAGGUUUUGCCCAUCAUUGUUUUCUUCAUCUGUGCCAUGUCCGUUCUCUACUAUGUGAGCCUCAUGCAGUGGGUGAUCCUGAAGAUCUCCUGGCUGAUGCAGGCCACCAUGGGCCCCAUGGCCACGAAGACCCUGAGUGUGGCUUGAAACAUCUUUGUGAGCCAGACUGAGGCUCCUCUACUGAUCCGGCCCUACUUGGCAGACAUGACACUCUCUGAAAUCCACGUUGUCAUGACCAGAGGCUACGCCACCAUUGCCGGCAGCCUGCUGGAUGCCUACAUCUGCUUUGGGAUAUGUAGAAUCGAUGCUGCCUCCUUAAUUGCUGCCUCUGUGAAGGCUGCCCCUUGUGCCUUAGCCCUCUACACGGAGGUGGAGGAGUCCAAGUUCAGGGGUGAGGAAGGAGUGAAACUGACCUACAGAGAUGCUCAAAACCUCUUAGAAGCAGCUAGCAGUGGGGCUGCCAUGUCCGUGAGGGUCGUGACCAACAUCGCAGCCAACCUGAUUGCUUUCCUGGCUGUGCUGGCCUUCAUCAAUGCUGCCCCCUCCUGGCUGGGAGACGUGAUGGACGUCCAGGGGCUCAGCUUCCAGGUACAGCUCAUCUGCUCCUACAUCCUGUGGUCAGUGGCCUUCUUGAUGGGAGUGGCCUGGGAGGGCUGCCCGGUGGUGGCUGAGCUGCUGGGAAUGAAGCUGUUUCUGAACGACGGGCGCCGAGGAGUGGGCCGGUUCCAGGAAGCAGUGGAUCUCUGGGCCACCAUCCUGCUCUUCAGGCAUGACCGCACCUCAAAGGACCUCAGCCUGAGCGCAUUCUCCGUAAACAAAGGUCAGAGCAGAAAUACGACGUUUGCCCUCUGUGGAUUUGCCAACUUCAGCUCCAUUGGGAUCAUGCUGGGAGGCCUGACCUCCAUGGCCCCCCAGCAGAAGAGCAACUUCUCCCAGAUCAUGCUCUGGGUGCUCUGCACGGGGGCCUGUGUGUCUUCUCUGGUGAAUGCCUGCGUGGCAGGGAUCCUGUACAUGCGGGGGGCUGAGGUCUACUGUGUGUCCCUCCUGAACACGACCCUCAGCAGCAGCAGUUUUGAGGUGUACCAGUGCUGCCGCCAGGCCUUCCAGAGCACCGACCCGGAGUUCACCCUAGAGGCCCUGGACAACUGCUGUUGA
This is a messenger RNA of Lagenorhynchus albirostris (white-beaked dolphin), 2154 nucleotides long. It is a transcript of the gene SLC28A1, whose product is annotated as solute carrier family 28 member 1. Gene Ontology annotation, cellular component: membrane. The record is from RefSeq and is a predicted model, not a curated record. Gene Ontology annotation, molecular function: pyrimidine- and adenosine-specific:sodium symporter activity. Gene Ontology annotation, biological process: nucleoside transmembrane transport; uridine transmembrane transport; cytidine transport. NCBI's taxonomy places the organism in Eukaryota, Metazoa, Chordata, Mammalia, Artiodactyla, Delphinidae.